This is a messenger RNA of Cavenderia fasciculata, 1164 nucleotides long. RefSeq names its product S-adenosylmethionine decarboxylase (gene amd1). The record is from RefSeq and is a predicted model, not a curated record. Gene Ontology annotation, molecular function: adenosylmethionine decarboxylase activity. Bases 1 to 1164 code for a protein of 387 amino acids. Gene Ontology annotation, biological process: spermidine biosynthetic process; spermine biosynthetic process. The transcript has 4 exons. Gene Ontology annotation, cellular component: cytosol. NCBI's taxonomy places the organism in Eukaryota, Evosea, Eumycetozoa, Acytosteliales, Cavenderiaceae.
AUGCCAAUCAUGAGCUCACAAAAGAUUUUCAACGAAGCUGAAGCAGGCUUUGCGCACUGCAUCGCCGCCAACUCUGGCGCAAACAACACCACUACACCUUUAUCUGUUCAUGUUGAACACAAAGAACAAGAAGAUCAAGAAACCUUCCCAGGUGGAUUUGAAGGUCCAGAGAAAAAGUUGGACAUUAGAUUUUGUUCAAAAUACACUGGAAAGAAUUCAGGACCAAAGUCUGGAUUAAGAUCGAUUGGUAAAGAGCAAUGGCAAUCAGUAUUGGAUAGCGCUAGAUGCACAAUUAUUAGCAGCACAAGCAACCAAUAUUUGGAUUCCUAUGUUUUGUCCGAGUCUAGCCUUUUUGUCUACCCACGUAGAGUGAUGAUCAAGACCUGUGGUACCACCACCCUUUUGCACUUGAUUGAAAAGAUGACACAACUUGCCAAAGACACUUGUGGAUUAGAGGUUGAAAUGCUUGUUUUCUCGAGAAAGAAUUUGAACAACCCAGGCAAACAAAUCUUCCCACAUUGCACCUUUUCAGAUGAAGUCGACUACUUGAACAAGAUCUUUAACAAUGCAGGACAUGCCUAUGUCAUGGGACCAUUGAACAAAGACCACUGGAACUGUUACAUCAUCGACAAUAGAAGAUCGUCUACCAUUAGACGUACCGAACAGACUUUUGAAGUGAUGAUGCAUGACCUCGACCCACAAGUCAUGAAACAAUUCUUUAAACGCGACGGAGUUUCUGCAUGGGAUACUACUGUAAGCAGUGGUAUCUCAAAUCUCCUACCUGGUAGCAUAAUAGAUGACUACCAAUUCGAUCCUUGUGGAUACUCUAUGAAUGGAAUGUUGGAUAAAUGGUACUGGACUAUCCAUAUCACACCUGAAGACCACUGUUCAUAUGUAUCUUUUGAUACCAACAUUGCCCUCCCAAGCUACCAUAUCUUGUUGGCCAAUAUUCUCAAGGUAUUUAGACCUGGAAGAUUCACAGCUGCCCUUUAUGCCGAGGAUGGAGCACCUUGUGGUGAUCCCUACUUUGCUUUUGAUUCUCAAUUGUUGGAACACGCCAUCACAAACAAAACCGUUCAUUCAUUUGACGGUGGAAUUGAUCCAGUUAGACUUUCUAUCAAUAAUAAUUUUGCAGUUGAAAGAUAUAAAGACAAAAAAUACUAA